AUGAGAGAGAAAACAGUGGUAGAAUGGACUGACCAUCCGAUCGAUACAUUGAAAUUAUUGCAAAUAGUUCACCGACACGGCGACCGAAAUCCGACAUUAGAUUUACCAAAUGAUCCGUUUAUUGAUCUUAAAAAAUAUUGGCCGGAGGGGGAAAUGGAGAUGACUAAUAAUGGAAAGUAUCGUAUGUAUCGGAUCGGACAGUUUAUUCGUCAAUCGUACGCUGCAUACCUGGGCUCUCAAUACAAUCACCGUGAAGUAUAUGCUCGUAGUUCAGGUGCAAACCGUUGUUUGGAAUCGAUUCAGAUGUUGUUGGCCGGUGUCUAUCCACUCAUAACAACUGCCAAUUGGCAAUCAAAUCUUACUAACAGUGCUCAGUUAGGUAGUGAUUUGCAACCGUUUACAGUAUAUAGUUAUCCGGAUAAAUUUAAAAAUAAUGAUAAACUGCUGCGAAUCAAUGCUUACUGUCCCAAAGCUAUGGAAGCUAUCGAAAAGUAUUUUAAUAGUGAAAUCGCUAGAAAUAUAUCUUAUAAGGAAACGGCAUUUUUAGAAAAGUUAGGAAAAAUUGUUGGCCGCAAACUGAUUAAUCUAGAAGUUAUUGAAAAUUUAUUUGAUGUACUGACCAUUGAAUACUCGAAAAAAUAUUACUGGUCUAACCAUAGCAUAUGGCCGUCCAGUGAUGAUAAGUCUAUUAUUGAUAGACUGGAAGUUAUUGUCAACAAGUAUUUUAAGACCCGAUACAGUGAUCCGGUGUUAAAAAAGACAAACGCAGGUCCACUGAUCAAAGAGUUGGUUACCAAUAUCAAGGAGCGUAUCAAUGGGACAACAAUUGACAAACCGUAUGACUAUAAACUGUAUUUGUAUUCAACACACGACGUAAAAUUAUGUCCGCUUAUGAUAACACUGGACAUAUGGAAUGGCAUAAUAAUACCAUUUGGGUCAUCACUUAUAGUCGAAUUGCACCAACAGUUGGGUGCUAUCAAUGGAAAGGGAUAUUUUGUUAGAUUAUAUUACUAUAAUGAAACACUGGACGACACUAAAAGGCCUUAUUUGUUGAAACUACCCAACUGUAUAUCAGUCGACUGUCCCAUUGAGCAGUUUUACACACUAACCAAUACUUUUAUACCAAGCGAUUGGAACCGGGAGUGCGGUAUUAAUGUCAAGUCAUAAUUGUAGCCUAUGAUGACUACACAACAAAACUUAAUUUGUUUA
Oppia nitens is the source of this 1209-nucleotide messenger RNA. Its product is annotated as prostatic acid phosphatase-like. Gene Ontology annotation, biological process: dephosphorylation. The transcript is spliced from 2 exons. Lineage: Eukaryota; Metazoa; Arthropoda; Arachnida; Sarcoptiformes; Oppiidae. The record is from RefSeq and is a predicted model, not a curated record. Gene Ontology annotation, molecular function: phosphatase activity. The coding region runs from base 1 to 1167 and encodes 388 amino acids.